CCAUUUUUGUGGAAAGUGUGCAAAGCAAAAGUGAUGAACUUAUUGAUAUGAAUUCAUCAGGUAUGUCUGGUAUUAUUGAAUUGGAUACUGUACAAACGGAUUCAAAUGCCAUUUUUGUGGAAAGUGUGCAAAGCAAUAGUGAUGAACUUAUUGAUAUGAAUUCAUCAGGUAUGUCUGGUAUUAUUGAAUUGGAUACUGUACAAACGGAUUCAAAUGCCAUUUGUAAGUAUAAUGCAUUAUAUUUUCCUAGGCAAAAAUGUAUUAAUUUCUAUAUUUUAGUUGUGGAAAGUGUGCAAAGCAAUAGUGAUGAACUUAUUGAUAUGAAUUCAUCAGGUAUGUCUGGUAUUAUUGAAUUGGAUACUGUACAAACGGAUUCAAAUGCCAUUUUUGUGGAAAGUGUGCAAAGCAAUAGUGAUGAACUUAUUGAUAUGAAUUCAUCAGGUAUGUCUGGUAUUAUUGAAUUGGAUACUGUACAAACGGAUUCAAAUGCCAUUUUUGUGGAAAGUGUACAAAGCUACGGUGAUGAACUAAUUGAUAUGGAUACAUCAUUGGCUGAUCGAAAUUUAAUUAGAUUAUUGGCAAGCAUUGGUGUGCGGAAUAUCAGACAUCUUACUCCUAGAUGUAAAAAGUUCUAUUCGAUAACCAAUCAACUAAUACGAAAACAACGUCAGUCAGUUGUUAAGAAAGAACUAUUCAAAAAUAGAUUGAAGAGAGCAGAAAAAUUUGCUGAUUCAUAUAUGAUCAAUAAAUUGAAUGGGAAAGUAACGGCUGCAGCAUCGCUUUUUACCAGAUUACAACUUCGGGAAACUAUGAAAAAGAAAAGAGGUCAUAGAUUCACUUUGGAAGAAAAAAUGCUGAGUCUUUCAAUUUAUAAAAGAAGUCCGAAAUGCUAUAGACUUUUAUCAAAUCUUUUCACGCUUCCAUGUAAACGAACAUUAAAUAAUUUACUAAGUACGGUAUCUAUUGGUCCAGGAGUUUCACCUGUAGUCUUUCAAGUCUUAACAGAAAAUGUUAAAAAACUUAAACCGUCUGAACGGUAUUGCUCACUUAUAUUUGAUGAAAUAUCAUUGAGUAGUGGACUGAAUUAUGAUUCAUCUGCUAAUAAAAUAGACGGCUUUGUAAAUUCUGGUUCUUAUAAAAGCCAAGAGUUGGCAGACCAUGCUUUAGUUUUUAUGGUCAGAGGAAUAAAAAAAAAAUAUAAGCAACCAGUAUCAUUUACAUUCUGCCAAGGUGCUACUAACCAGCAUGAAUUAGCAAGACAAAUUAAAGAAGUAAUACAAAAAGUUUCUAGAACAGGGCUUCAUAUAGUAGCAACUGUGUGCGAUCAAGGGAAGCCAAAUGAAGGUGCAAUUCGGUUAUUAAAUGAUGAAACCAGAGCAUAUUGCAUUAAAAAUAAUCGUGAGUAUAGAGAAGAAUUUUAUGAGGUGGAGCAAGAAAACGGAGAACGAACCAAAAUUGUGCACUUAUUUGAUGUUCCUCAUCUUAUUAAAUGCACAAGAAAUAACUUGGUGACAAAAAAUCUUUCAUUCGAAAUGGAUGGUAUCAAGCGUUUAGCAAAGUGGCAACAUUUAGAAUAGUUGUAUCAAACAGAUAGUGCUUUGCCAGACU
This is a messenger RNA of Acyrthosiphon pisum (pea aphid), 1608 nucleotides long. RefSeq lists its product as uncharacterized. The coding region runs from base 48 to 1577 and encodes 509 amino acids. The record is from RefSeq and is a predicted model, not a curated record. Lineage: Eukaryota; Metazoa; Arthropoda; Insecta; Hemiptera; Aphididae. The transcript has 8 exons.